GCGAGCGGACGUGCGCGCAGACACAAAGUGUGACUUUCGUGUUAAGUGACAUAAGUGUUUUGUGUACAAUACAAAUAACAAAUAUUACAUUGGAAUAUUUCUAAACUGAGUGUGUGUGGAUUUUUGGAUUUGGAUUGCGUUUUGGAAUCGGUUGGCGGCGACUAGUGGAGCUGUGUCACCAUAUGUGUUCAAUACAAACUCUGCCUUCCAGCAUAUCGGUAUACGUACUGCAGGGCUACUGGUAUGGCGCGAUACAGGCGAUCGUGCUGACUGUAUGAUAGACCAGGACUCUGUUAGCUAACGGCGUGCGCAGGCGGGGGAGCAACGCGCAGCCUCUAUGCUGUGUCGGCGCAGAUUCGACAUACACCGGGACGUCGCCAGGUCGUUGCUGAAGAGGAGCGGGGUGCGGGGAGUGAGGUAACCUGGCCGCAGGAUCCACGCCUCGCCUCGAUGUGUGCUUCAGUAUAACAUCGAAUAAUGUACGAUCCGUCCAAAACGCUGCCAAACAUAAACGAAUUUAUUAGUGUAGAUACAGUAUUAGACAGUAGUGCGUGAGUGUUGUGUGUGUGUAGCGCCACCUGGCGUGCAGUAGUCAAACAACGUGGCGGGGACGCAUGCGCCGUCGGGACCGGCGCUGGCGAUGCCAUUUAUUGAAGACGAAUGGUGGUCAGCGGAGAAUGAGGGCAGAAUGGUGGACCUCUCCAAUUGCCUUCAGGACGCGGUGGUAGCGGCGGGUGGGCAAGCUGCCGCCCAGCUCCAACAGAUGGCGUCGUCUCUGGGCGAGCUGUCUCAGGCGGAGCUCACCAACAUCGUCGGAGGGCUUUCGCUAGAACAAGAGCAAGACGCCGCAGACCCUGACGACAUAUUGAAACAGCUCGGGGAAACCGCCUUCGAUAACUUCGAUACGUUCUUCACGGAUCUCACCAAUGCUACCGCGUCUAACGUUCCGCCGGUUGAGAUAAAGCAAGAAGAAAAUAACAACAUUUCGUCGCCGGCGUCCGGAAGCCAAUUACACGGCUCAUAUUACAACACAAACAACCAGAUAACACUGCCCAACAACGGCCAACAACGGUUACAACAACUGCUGCGGUCUGGGACCAACGCUAUCAACAAUGUGGUGGCUAAUAAUAUUAAUAAUGGACGAUAUAACAUCGCCAGCCAAAAUCCCUUACUCGCUGAGAAAUUAGCAGCGACAUCUAGCGGUAUAAAGCAAGAACCAAUAAGUUCAGAUUACAACGGGACGAGUAUGAACUACGGGAACGCGUCACCGAUGCAGCGGGUGCCGAGCGGGAAACCUCAGGUGCAUGAUGCUGGCGGAGGUAAAGUGGACGGCGAACCAGCGGGUCUGCCACUCGGAGCCCGUGGCCUCGGUAGGGCACUCCUUCACGGCCUCCUGGCACCCUCACCGGCAGCUCGACAUCCUCUCUACACAGCGCCCAAUACCAAUGGUUCCCUUCCCCCUUCGCCAGCGGAUAGCGGCGUGUCGGACGUGGAGUCAUCAUCAUCAGGCGCGGGCUCCGCCGAGGAGCUGAAGGCGCGGCUGCAGCCCCCGCCGCCCGCGCCCUUCCACCCCCCUUUCCUGCCCUUCUACCAGCACCACCAGAUCGCCAGCUCGCUGCAGCAUCAUGUGGCGCACCCCAGGCCACCUGUGGGCGGCGUGUCGGAGCGCGACGCGUACGGGUACGGCUACGGCGGCGGGGGCGGCGCGCACCACUUCGCCGCGCCCGCGCCGCCGCCGCUGGCGCACGACGAGCUGCCCUACUCCGUGUUCGACUUCGGCGACUACCCGCGCCACCACCACCACAACAAGCUCAAGCCCAAGAAGCGGCCGCGCACCGACCAGCCGCCCACGCCCGGCGUCAAGCGCAAGAGCCGCGAGGGCUCUACCACCUACCUCUGGGAGUUCCUGCUCAAGCUGCUGCAGGACCGCGAGUACUGCCCUCGCUACAUCAAGUGGACCAACCGCGAGAAGGGCGUGUUCAAGCUGGUCGACUCGAAGGCCGUCAGCCGCCUCUGGGGCCUGCACAAGAACAAGCCCGACAUGAACUACGAGACGAUGGGCCGCGCGCUGCGCUACUACUACCAGCGCGGCAUCCUCGCCAAGGUGGACGGCCAGCGGCUCGUCUACCAGUUCGUCGACGUGCCCAAGGACAUCGUCGAGAUCGACUGCUCGCUCGCGUAGACGCGCGCGACACGACACAUGUCGCGCCCGGACUCGGUUCGAAUCUCCAGUGGGACAGUGGAUGGGACAUUCUGUCAUACGUAACUACUUAUAGAUUCGCGUAUUCAUUUCGCUCUUACGUUACACUUUACAUAGGAAAUUCGUCUAUUUUUCAAAUCAUCAUGCAUUACGUUUUUCAGAUCGCUUCUAAUAAUGUUGUUAAGGUAAAAUAUUACUCUCAAAUCGAACUAAUGUUAACUUAUCAUGAAAUUAAUAUUUAUACAAAAUAGGAGAGACGAAAUUGAUUGCUCAAAUGUUUAUAUAGAACCUAUAUUUAGGGAAACUUCAGAAGAGGAACACUAAUUUGCUAGAUGUUAUAUGGAUAUGGAGUGAGUUUUGUAAAAUGUUGAAACGAAUUUUUAAAUGUUUGUAUUGAAGUUUCUACGUAUUGUACCGCACGCGGCGCUGCCCACCCGGCAGCGGACCGCCACUUUAUGAAUCAGAACUUCCUACCUCAAAUCUACGCAAAAAUAGAAUUCAUAUGAAAUAUACAAUUUAUAAUAUUCGAACAUACAGUUUUUACAAUAUGCAAUAAGUAUAUUAUAGUCUAAAUAAGAGUUUAUAUUAAAGAAAUAUUUACGUAAAGUUUAUAUAAUGACAAAAAUAUCGUAUAGUACUACCCUCAGAUUUAUUAUAACUUUUUUGGUGCUUUUUAUGGCCAUUCUCAUAUUUACACGUGUUACGGAACAAUCCCCACGCUGUUGACUCUAUAUAUAUUAUAAUAUAUAUAUUAUAUAUGUGGACUGCGCUCCAGCUGGUUCCUUUGUUGUCAUUGUACUCUAUUCUACUCCACUGUACGUAGUACGUACAUUACGUUCUCAUGUUUUAACAUUCAUUUCAAACCGAAUUUUCAAUUGAUAUUAUUUAGGUUGUAACACAAUCGCCUGUACUCCCUCGCGAGAACUGAAACUACUGCCAACUUCUGUUAGAGACGGAUAUAUAACUAUUAUUAAGGGAUGAUUUGUGCGUUAAUUGUGUUAAUUAUUAUUAUAAAUAGAUGUUUACUAUAAGUGAGCUGUUUUAAGUGAAAUAUUCUAGUUUAUUUCGUUUAUUUAAAUGUACGGUAGGCCUGUUGGACGGAGGUCUCGCGCGUCAUUGGGAACAUAUCAGAGUCGGCUACUACUCAUAUACUGCUCCAGCAUAUCACAUACUAACUGAAGCUUCACAAACUAUAUUCAAUUUAUUUUUCGCAAUAAUGGCGCGAGACCUCUAUUUUUUGUUACCUGAAUAAAUAUUAUUAAUAAUUACGAUUUGUGGUCCAAUGUUAAUGAAUCAUAACAUUUUAGCUAGAUAGUUGAUAACAAAAAGGUUGAUUAAGGUGUAGUUGAUACGAGUAGACGGUUUUAAUACAUACAAUGUUUUCAUUCAAUGCAAAGAGAAACAUAAUCCUUUUAUAUGUAUAUGAUAUACUAGAAAAAUCUGUAAAUGUAUGUAGUAAAGAGAUUUGUUAUAUAUGGGCGCGAGUCCUAUACCGCUGGGGACGGGGCGCGCGCGCGCUCCUGAUUGAUAUUUUUAUAUGCAAUGUGAUUGUACCAGAUAGUGGAAGGAGGUCCAUACACAGUACUGUACAGUAGUUACGUGAGGUCGCAGCGCACGCGGCCCGGACCUCAGCCCGAGGGUUAGUGAAGCCUUAAGGGAAUCGAAGCGUCGAGUAAUAUGGGUGCUAAGACGUGGGAUCGACUCUCAACAUGACAGACACACCGACCAACAUACUAUACAGGUUAACACAUCCAGUGGUUAGAUGAUUAUAUACUUUUAUAUAAGUAACAAGAUCUCAGUGUCCAAACUUCUUCGAACAAAUCCAGUGCCCGUUUCAUGUGAUUAAAAUAUAAUAAUAAUAAUAUAUAUAUUGAUAAAAAGUGGAAUUUUAAUCGUAUUUUUAUAUAGAUAGAUGGAAUUCUCGAAACGAACCUUUACUUUCGGCACUUCUUAUGCUUUUGUAAAUAUAACUAUAGGUUUUAACUUAUUUAUUUCGAUUCGUUUGAGGGCGAGGCGGUGGCGGCCCUCUGGCCUGCCCUCUGCGGCCCUGUCGCCGGCCCUCGGUCGGAGGAGGGCCCGCCACCGCCUCGCCGCGAUCUUUCCUUUCUAGAAAAUUUCGUUCUAUAGAUUACAAAUGUUAUUGUAUAAUACGUAUAUUUAAUAAAUAAUAUAGGAGAUGGAUGUUUCACGUGAUGGAAGGGAAGCUCUCAGAAGCAACUAUCGUUUGGCGACGUGAUGCUCGAUGCUCGGCUCGGCGCUCGACGCCCGAUGCUCGUGGUCGGGAGACUAGUUACCGGUGUGGGCAAAAUGUUUGAGCAAGCAUUUAAAAUGAUGCUCGGUCACUUUAAAUAAUUUUAGUCGAAUUGAUGUUGUUGAAAAUCAAAGUUUCUAAUUAAAAUAAUGUACUUAAAUUUUUCAAUGUAAAUUUUAACAGCACCUCGAGAAAAUUAUUGUUAAAAAUUAUUUUAAUUGAGCCUAGUCUAUUAUCUUAAAUUUGAUUAUAAAUUAAUUGAAUUCGGACGCCAUAUUGGUACCUAGGGGUCUAUGUCGUGACCGCCGUGUUUUGCACAUCAAGGAUAUUGUAAAUACAAAAUUUUGAAUAUUCAUACGCACACCCAUUGUUCGCGUAGUUCUUGGUGUCGCUAGAUAGGUCAAUGUGAAUACUUGCGCGAAAGCAAUGAGAAGGUUAGUGAAUUUGGUAUAGAGGGGGAAGCGACAGCGCCGCGCGUGCGCCGCCCGCGGUCGGCACCCGCCGGCGGCGGCGCGGCGCGACCCGGCGCCCGGUUGAUACAUGUUUUGUCGUUUAUCAUAAAUAUUUCAAUGUAUUCUCGUUAAUUAAUGUCCAUUAAAUAUAAUUCGUAAUUAUAUUCCGUGAACGUGCUAACAUCAUUCACUUCUCGUGUAAGCAGCGACAUCUUCUUGUUUUAAACUACCUAAAGCUUUAUUAUUUACAACUACUCGUCGCUAGAUGGCGUAUCUUGAUUUCAAUUUUCAAAUUGCUUAUUCUGAGAGUUAUGUGCGGUACAGUGAUUUUGCGUUAAACUUGCUUUUAGUUUUAUGCAAUUAAAGUCCGAUAUUUUAACUUUAAUUUUAGUUGUUAAUUUUACAAAAUACUGUAUUUUCUGCCCCCUAGUUAAGUUAUUUUUCUAUGUAUAGUUAGUUAUAAGUGUAAAUGAGUUAGCACAUAAUUUGAUGCAUGAUGAUAAUGUUAAUAAAAUAUCCACAAUAAAAUUCAAA
Molecule: messenger RNA, 5437 nt
Organism: Pectinophora gossypiella (pink bollworm)
Lineage: Eukaryota; Metazoa; Arthropoda; Insecta; Lepidoptera; Gelechiidae
Gene: Eip74EF
Product: ecdysone-induced protein 74EF
Exons: 10
Coding region: 641-2182 (513 amino acids)
Biological process (GO): cell differentiation; regulation of transcription by RNA polymerase II
Cellular component (GO): nucleus
Molecular function (GO): sequence-specific DNA binding; DNA-binding transcription factor activity, RNA polymerase II-specific
Source: RefSeq, a predicted model, not a curated record